Molecule: messenger RNA, 1019 nt
Organism: Cryptotermes secundus
Lineage: Eukaryota; Metazoa; Arthropoda; Insecta; Blattodea; Kalotermitidae
Product: protein roadkill
Exons: 1
Biological process (GO): proteasome-mediated ubiquitin-dependent protein catabolic process; regulation of proteolysis
Cellular component (GO): cytoplasm; nucleus
Molecular function (GO): ubiquitin protein ligase binding
Source: RefSeq, a predicted model, not a curated record
CUGCGUCUAGUCUCAUGUAACAAGUCAGAAGUCAGAGCCAAGGUCAAACUUUCAAUACUAAAUGCCGAAAGAAAAGAAGCCAUUGCUACGGUGUGCCAGCAUGCAAACCGAUUCGUGCAAGGCCAUUCGGUGGGCUACCCUAAAUUCAUCCCAAGAGACUUCCUGCUGGAUGAAGCAAACGGUCUGUUGCCCGAUGACAAGCUCACCAUAUUUUGCGAGGUGAGCGUAGUAGGGGAUAGUGUAAACAUCUCGGGACAGUCAAAUGCGAUACAGUUCGAAGUGCCGGAGUGUCGUCUCUCAGACGACCUCGGCUUGCUGUUUGAAAACCAGAAGUUCAGCGAUGUGGCCUUGUCAGUAAGUGGACGGGAGUUCCAGGCCCAUAAAGCGAUAUUAGCAGCUCGGAGUCCUGUGUUUGCAGCCAUGUUCGAACAUGAGAUGGAAGAAAGGAAACAUAACCGGGUUGAGAUAACAGAUAUAGAUCAUGAGGUUCUGCGUGAAAUGUUGCGCUUCAUAUACACAGGCAAAGCAACCAACCUUGAGAAGAUGGCUGAUGAUUUGCUCGCUGCUGCCGACAAGUAUGCACUAGAGAGGUUAAAAGUCAUGUGUGAAGAAGCACUGUGCACGUACCUGUCGAUAGACAAUGUAACCGACAUGUUGAUGUUGGCAGACUUGCACAGUGCAGACCAGCUCAAGGCACAGGCCAUCGCCUUCAUUAACACGCGUCCUACAACAACAAAAAAAUGGAAAUUCAGCAGAUGUUGGAACUUCUUUUCAAGAAAAUGAGAGCUGGCGAAGGAGACCUACUUGGAUUUAUUUGUUGCGUGACACACAAAGUACGUAACAGUAUGUUUGACGUUUCAUUCAGUUUAUUGUGUAUUUUUGUACAUACUACUUAGCAGUUUUCUUACUCAAAAUUAAGGUAUCAUAAUACUAGGCCUACAAUAAGAAUUAGUUUUAACUCUUGCAAUUAACCAAAAUAUGUAUUGAAAUGAAACGAUAUUUAACUAUCAAGUAUUUAA